UUCCGAAGGAAAGGUGUGCUUUGAUAAACUUUUGCGUAUUUUGAUGUCGUUGAUCAGUUUCAAAAUGCUGAAGUAGUGUUACAAAUAGUAAAGUGCUCAAAUAUGUGUCGUGACAGUGAUUUACUAAUUAAUAGUUCGAUUGAAGUGUAGUGUCCAACAUGUUUCGAUGUAUACCUUUGUUCAAAUGUAAUCGCCAAGUGGAAUGUGUAGACAAGCGGCACUGCUCGUUGCCAACAGUACCUGAAGAGAUUUUACGAUAUUCCAGGAGUUUGGAGGAACUUUUUUUAGAUGCAAACCAUAUACGAGACUUACCGAAGAAUUUCUUCAGACUCCAUCGACUGAGGCGACUAGGGCUUAGUGAUAAUGAAAUUCACAAGCUGCCACCAGAUAUACAGAAUUUUGAGAAUUUAGUUGAACUAGAUGUUUCACGCAAUGACAUUCCCGACAUACCAGAAGACAUCAAGAAGCUGCGAGCCCUGCAGAUUGCGGAUUUCAGCAGCAACCCCAUCCCCCGCCUGCCAGCGGGCUUUAGCCAGCUUCGGGCACUUACCGUCCUCGGCCUCAAUGAUAUGUCACUCACAAGUUUACCCAGCGAUUUUGGAAGUUUGGUGUCCCUCCAGUCAUUGGAGCUGAGAGAAAACUUGCUCAAGUCUCUUCCGGAGUCGCUGAAAAACCUCAUUAAGCUAGAAAGAUUAGACUUGGGAGACAACGAGAUCGAGGAAUUGCCCGGCUUUAUCGGAGAACUGCCAGCGUUACAAGAGCUUUGGUUAGACCACAACAAAUUGCAGUAUUUGCCAUCCGAAAUCGGGAACUUAAAGGCUUUAGUGUGCUUAGACGUAAGCGAAAACAAAUUAGAGAAAAUUCCAGAAGAAAUAGGUGGCCUAUGUUCCCUAACUGAUCUCCAUCUAUCACAGAAUAUGUUAGAAACAGUGCCUAAUGGUAUCGGGGAUCUAUCCAAAUUAGCUAUAUUGAAACUGGACCAAAAUAGGUUACACAUGUUAAAUGAAGGUAUCGGAAGCUGUACUAAUCUCCAGGAGCUUAUCUUGACGGAGAACUUUUUAAUGGAACUGCCUAAAUCAAUAGGUAACCUCCAGGAGUUAUCAGUAUUGAAUGUAGAUAGGAAUUCAUUAGGUGAAAUACCGCUCGAGAUCGGCAAUAUGACUGUACUGGGCGUCCUGAGCUUGCGGGACAAUAAAUUGACCAAACUGCCCAAUGAAUUAGGAAAUUGCAAGUCUCUACAUGUUUUAGAUGUUAGUGGAAACAGGUUACAAUAUCUACCAUACACUCUAGUAAAUUUAGAAUUAAAAGCGGUAUGGCUCUCGGAAAAUCAGGCACAACCGUUAUUAACUUUCCAAACAGACAGGGAUGAAACGACGGGAGAAAACGUCCUGACUUGUUUCUUACUGCCACAGCUGAGUUAUACGCAACAGCCAGAGUUGGAACAUACGUCAGAGGUCGGCAGUGGCACCUGGUUCAGGGAACACAGAUUUAAUUCACAGUCACAAGAGCUUGAUAGGAUAAGAGAGUCAAAUCUAUCGCGAGAUAGAGACUCCGACGAUGGCUGGGAAGAAAGAGAGGCAUCACGCACUAUCUCCGUUAAGUUCACCGAAGAUGUUUCCGAAGCGAAAGAGACACCGUUUGUACGUCAGAAUACGCCCCACCCGAGAGAGCUUAAGGCCAAAGCAGUUAAGUUGUUUAACCGGACACCGGAGCAGCAACAGCAGAUACAACAACAAAUGCAACAGAAAAUCAACGAUGCUCCGACCACUAAUGGCAUUAUCGCAUCACCUCCAGAAAUCGUGCGCGUUCCUGAUGUUGUGGAACGCGUGCAAACUCCAUUGAUAGCUGAAGUGACGAAGGAUGAAGAGAGCGACAGUCAAGUGGUCCAAGAUAAGGAUUCGUCCGAGGGGGAGAAUGAAGACGAAGAUUCCGAAGAGCUAGAGCGGGAGGACGGGCGCCGAGUGGCGUGGGUCGGGGUCCGCGACCGCGGGGCAAACACCACCGGCGGGCGGCUCCACCGUCGGGACACCCCGCAUCACCUCAAGAACAAACGCAUCAACCAGAUCGAUGCGACUCGCGCAAGAGAUCUGAUUGCGCAGGCUAUCAAGAAAAGAGAUCAACACGAACCGAAAACAGACGAUGAAAUUGUGGAAGACAUACCUGAUGGCGAAUCGGUCUCAGAGCGGGCGGACAGCGAAGUACGAAUCGUGAACGACCAGCGAUGUAUAGAGGUGCGGAUAGGUCGCGCUGCGGGAGGGCUCGGGUUAAGCAUAGCGGGCGGCCGUGGCUCCACACCUUAUAUCGGUGAUGACGAUGGUAUCUUCAUUUCCCGGGUCACGCCGAGUGGACCGGCUUAUUUAGCUGGACUCAGGGUGGGUGACAAAGUUUUGUCGGUCAAUGGCACUUCAGUGGUCGAUGUCGACCAUUACUAUGCCGUUGAAGUACUUAAAGCCAGCGGAGCUACCCUCACUCUAGUGGUGACGAGAGAUUCACCUACAUCGACUAGAACGCACAGCCGAGCGCCGAGCGGUGCAAGCCAUCACUCGAUAUCGAGUACUACAGAUACCGUAUCAACGUUGGAGAAUGGACAGGUGCCAACUGGACGCGGCCUGCCAAUGAAGCCGCUUAUCAUCAGCAACCAAUACGCGCAGGAGUUCGAACCUGAUUUCAAAGAACAAGUCAACAACCAAUCUACACCGAUACCAGUUGCCAGCAACACUCCGUCCCCAACUCCGAUCACGAACUACCAACGGUUGCAAGCAUCUCCGCCACCCGCAACCCAACCUUACAUACCACCCGCAUACCAACAAAAAGUAUUAGUUCACACAACGCUAAUACGCGACGGUUCCGGACUCGGAUUCAGCAUAGCCGGCGGUAAAGGUUCUCCCCAGUACAGAGAUGACAGCGACGCGAUCUACGUGUCGCGGAUAUCACCACAGGGCGCGGCUUCCAAGGAUGGCAAGAUGAUGGUCGGCGAUAAAGUCGUCUCGAUUAAUGGCGUUGACAUGGAGAAAGCUCCGCACGAAACCGCCGUAUCGCUGCUUACAGGCCACGAACGAUUUGUGAGACUUGUCCUGCAGCGGACAAUCACACCGGAACAAGGCAAUUCGCUCCCGCGCAAGUCUACGUCAGACGAAGUGAGAGAGCACAAGACAAGCCUGCCGAAUGUGAACGUCACUCCGACACCGAAACCCACUGCUAACCACGUUCCGCCAUUAAUCGGCAACCACACCGCACCGCGAGUGUCCACGCACGUUGCACCGCAACCGUACACGCAAUUGCAACCACAACCACAACCACAACCACAACCACAACCACAACCACAACCACAACCAAUACCGCAACCACACUUGCAGCAAACACAAACAUUUGCACCAACUACCGCGCCACCACAGCCGGCCCCGAGGAAGUUGAGUCAAACAAACGGAACGGCGGGCACGAAACCGGCAACUAAUAGUACGAGCACGCCUCUAACUCCCGGCGCCAAUAAAUUGCACGGCUCUAACGACGACGUAUUCGACGAUAUACAGCCGGCGCGGGCGAUGACGAACGAGGAGUUCCAAGCGCUGAUCCCGGCUCACUUCCUGGGCGGGCAACGCGCCAGCACGCCCGUGGAACGCGGCGUGCGCGUUACCGUCGAGCGCGCACCACUGCCACCCGCGUUGCCGCCGCCACCCUCCGCGCUGGGCCGCGUCACCGAGACCAUCACCAAGUCCACCUUCACCGAGACGACAGUCACCCGGAUAACUGACAACCAGCUCGUCGCGCCGCUCAUCAUAGAAGAUGUGGUCAUGGUGAAAGAAGGCGGUUCCCUUGGAUUUAGUAUAAUAGGGGGAACUGACCACUCUUGCGUGCCGUUCGGUGGCAAAGAGCCGGGAAUAUUUGUUUCACAUAUCGUUCCUGGAGGUGUAGCAGCAAGGUCAGGCAAGCUUCGCAUGGGAGAUCGUUUGAUCAAAGUGAACGGAACCGAAUUGGUUGGCGCAACGCAUCGUGAUGCAGUACAACUACUUCUGCAACCGGGAUCCACUCUAGCACUAACUGUGCGACACGACCCAUUACCGCUAGGCUUCCAGGACUUAACAAUAGUAAAGCAAGAACGCGAAAAUCUGGGUAUGCACAUAAAGGGUGGUUUGAACGGGCAGCGCGGGAAUCCCAACGAUCCUAACGAUGAAGGAGUUUUUAUAUCCAAGAUCAAUAGCGGAGGUGCGGCAAGGAGGGACGGCAGGCUAAAGGUGGGAAUGCGUCUCCUAGAAGUGAACGGCGUUUCACUAUUAGGCGCAACUCACAACGAAGCGGUGAACGCAUUACGUUCAGCGACGAACGCACCUUUACAUUUAGUCGUAUGCCACGGUUAUUCAAGACCUGAAAAAUAUACCACCGGCAGCGAGAGCGGGACAGCUGAAACGGGCGGCUCCCUCUCACACUCCACCUCGAGUUUGGACCGAGACGACAAGUUGCAUCAACACCAACAGGAGCAACACAUACGACAGGAUUUAGUAGAAUUCGAACAUGAGAAGCAAAUCGCUGAGAUGAGAGAAAAAACCACACCAGAAAAGGUAUUGGACAUCGUACACGCGGUAGAAAGUAUCGCUUUGGACCCCGCACCGCCCAUCUCACCGGAGCCGCAACACAAGACGACCACCGUCGUUAUGUCCAAACACACCCUUCAACCUCAGUCGUCUAGUUCGGAAGCGGCGCCACCGUCGCCACUAGCGGUGUUCACACAACAGAAACUGAAGACGCCACCGCCCCAGUCAGCCACCGUGCCGGCCUCGGAGGGCACCUCCGUCGACCCACCGCAGCAACCUGCCCUGCCAACCAAACAGAAACCACAAGUGCCUCGCAAACCGCAAACGAAGCGAGUUAGUUUCACUUCGGAAACGUUCGAUGCAUAUGAACCGACACUGUCGACGAACGAUGCGACUACCCCCCGAAUCAUACCGCAUGGAAUGCAUGACAAGAUCGUGGAGGAAUCUCCCAGUACUAACGAUGCAUGCCCGGGACAUAGCUCUUUACUAAUACAAAAUCGACCCGCAAAUAUAGAGCUGAAAGAAACCAAAUCGAGUCUAGUUCGCCCCGAAGAAUUUAUCAUCCCCCCUCCGCCACUGUUCGCGGCGAAAGUAAGUCAAAGUCAACUAAUUCACGAAAAGGCACGAGAGCUAGAUGACCCUGUAAUCACUGUUAUUCCCGAGCGCGUAAUACUCCCGCUACCUAUUGUGGCUGAAACAACUAUGCAGUCCUCUAAUUCUACAAACUCACCAGAAACAGAAUUUCCUCCGCCAGUUAAUUACCUAGCUCAUCCGACCAUUGAGUCUACGUUAAAAAUAGAUUCUGAUCCAUUUCGAACUGUUAUAUUUUCUGAAGUGCCUUCAUCACAAGUCUUCCGAGAUGAACUUCCUUUUAAUGAUCCUGACGAAUUGUAUAACGAUUUAUCAGCCAGUCCCGUAGGAGAACCCAGUCCCGCAUUAUUGCAUGCUCACUAUAAAACUCUUCCCACCGUCUCGCAUAUACCUAACUCGCCAUGCUAUUUGCAUCCUGAAAGAAAAACUUUCGAAGACACCCAUGUUUCUUUACGAGAUUUAAGAGCUAAUAGUCUUGCGUCUAACAUGGUACAUUCUACGACUUACCCGCUUAGCAAUCCGUAUCCAUCUCUUACGACGGUCGCUGGAACAUUUAAUCCAUAUACAUGCACACUUCCGGUCCAUGUAUCAAACAAUAUGACUUAUUCAACAUCUGUACCCACAUUGUCACCUUCAUUAGUUAGUUCAGUAGGAAAAGAUAUAAAUGCCAACGUCACUCAAUCUAUUCCAAUUAAAGUGGGAGAUGCGCCUAAAAGUGUUCAAUCAGAAAGAAGAGUGCGUUUUGGCGAAGUGACGACUGCGCCUGAAUUUGAUAAUUUUUCAAACAAUUUGGCGCCGACGGGAGAAGGAAGCACUUCGCCCGCGCCCACCUUGAAACCCGCAUGGAGCAGCAAUAUCAAAUCCUUCGCCAUCGGCGAGGUAAUCUUUAAUGCUUCCCCACCUCAAUCUGGUAAUUUUGUGAAAGCAUCUGUCAGCGAUAAGAAAAAGUUCUUUGAAAACGCAAUGGAAGAAAGUCAUAAAUCAUCGCCAAAACCAGAGAAAGUGUUCACAUUCUUAUCAGCGGAUGAGGUGGAGAAAUUGAAGCAGGAAGAGGAAAGGAAGAUGGCAUCUCUGUCGCGCGCUGAGCUCAGCUCGUGGUCCCCAGGGGAGGACCGCCAGAGUGAAUACAGCUCGCAUUCGGAUGAUGAACCCUACGAGAAUGGCCAUAGUGUUUCUUUGGGUGGUGUAAGUCCAUCCGCAAAGUCGCAACGUCGUCGUGCAAAUCGCGAAGGUUCCGACAGUGAAGACCCAAGUACACGCGCUGCUCGCCGAGCGGCGUGGCGAGCCGCAAGGCUACGUUCACUUGAACAGGACGCGAUUGAAUCACAAAAAGCAAUUAAAAGCAUGGUGGGUCCAGCGCAUGAAAUUAUAGGAGAGGUGCCGACCAGAGAAAGAUCACCCUCCGAGGUGGAGACGACGCAAGAGAAGAUAAUAUCACUGGAACUAACAACCAGUCCCACAAGUGAGACCGCUCCCUCCGACUUGGAAGAAACGAGUCUCGAGAAUGAAGUUGACACCGGGGAGAAUUCACUCCAGCCGGACAUCGUUCAAGUUGUCAAUCCCAUGCUCGACGGAGGCGUAGGUCGCGUAACGGCAAUCCCAGUCGGACCCGCGCACCGACUAACGCCGUACAACGACCAUCAACAAUGAACAACUAUCUGAAAUAUCCCACUAAGCAUUUUUAUCCAUCCAGGUUUACGGGUAGAAAACUUCUUUAAAUACCUUGUGUCCUUCGCACACCGACUCGACUACAAUUAAAGCGUUAAACACGUUACAGAAAGUGUUGUUUAAAGUCAAUGAUGCAUGGCCGACGCAUGGUCUUCUUGUCGCAUACUUAUUAUUUUGAAUUUUCUCUGAUCUGGUGGGCUUCGGCCGGUACGAUACCGCGUAGAAAGUUAUUAGGGGUUUAACAUAACUGCCACGCCUUAGUAGAUUAGCCCGCUACUAUCUUAGACUGCAUCUUUAUGUAAUACCAGGUGAGAUUGCAGUCGAGGGCCAACUUGGAAAAGGCACACACAUUUGUAAGGGUUGCUUUAUGUAACAUAACUUAAGGCUAAAAAUAAGGCAUAAAAUGCUUUAAUUUAAGUCGAGUCUGUGUUGAGUCGAUAUGUUGUGCGAAUGCCAUAUAUCUGUUAAAAGCAGUUGCCUACUAUUUCAUCUUUUUUAGGGUUGCAUCUUAAGUUUAUUAUUUAGAUACUUUUUCACUUUUAUAAAUAAAGACUAAAACGUUUCUAGUAUCCGAAACUUUCCAGGCAAGCCGAUGUACAACCCAGUUUCUCACAGAUUUUUUAUUGGCUAAUAAAUUAUACACAUCGUGAAACAAAAAUUGGCAACCCGAAAACUAUACACAUGACAACGUACUCGGCUUUAUUUUAUUUAACAUAAUAUAACUCGACUUAGCUCGUCGAUGAACUCGAAGUAGAUUUUUCAGCGAUAAGAACGACAUUGAACUAUUAUACAUCCUUAUUUGUAUUUAAACUGUGAUAAUAAGUUUAGAAUUCCACCGACUUUGCUCUUAUUAUUUGUAUGGGAUACGUUGAGAAAAUCUACAGUCGAGCAGCACUUUUUACUGUGGCAUUUUUUAUUUCGAUCACAAUUUUUAAUUUUUUUAUUAUAAUUUUGCAUCGGAGGUUUGUGAUAGAUUUUAUCUAUUUUGAUAAUAUUAUUUCUUUUGUGUACUUUACGUAUGUGACUUUAAAUAUUUUCAUUCCGUGCAAGUUUUACUGUUUGACUGAAUGUUGUUGCUGUACCUGUUUAUUUCAAUUUUUUAGGAAAAUGAUUGGAUGUAAGUUCUUAUGAAGGAAAUGUUUUAAGAGAUUAUACAAAACAUAGUGUACAUACCAUCGUUAUAUGUAUACUAUUGAGCUAUUGAACAUUAUGUUGUUCAGUAAAACCAACGACAAUUUUUUUUGUACAGUUGGCAUCACACAACCGCCUGCUUGUGUAUUAAUUUAGUUUGAUAUUUCAUAUUAUAUUAUUAUUUAGUACAAAUGCUAAUUUUAUUCUGGCAUUGUCUUAAUUGUUACAGUAUUUGUGUUAACUGGUGUAUUAAUAAUUUAAUUUAAUGUUUUAAUUUAAUGUAUGUGGUGCCUUAAUUCCUCAAAUAGAUUACUGUGUAACACGAUUUUACUCUUAAAUGCUAGUACACUUACUGUAUUUGAUAAUGCAUAUAAAUGUUUAUGCUGUAGUUAAAUUGUUUUAAUAAAAAUACCCUUUUGAUAAUUUAUACCUAAAAAUAAAAUACUUAAUUAUUUUUUGCAUUUUAAGCAUCCGAAGGCCGUUAAAUUUUUCUUUUAAAUGUACAUUAUAUUAUUGUUCUUAAUCUCAACAAAAUGUAUAUUUCCGUUAAUGAAGAUGUUUUGGAGUAUAUUUAAUGGUAGUAAACUAUUGAUAGUUUUGAUGUAUUGAAUGAAAGAAUGGUCUCUAUGCGUGUACUUUAUAUCUUUUUAAGAUUCUAGUAAUGUGGAUUGUAAACUAAUGAAAAUAUUGUAUGUUUGUCCAAUAAAUGGUUUAAUAUAUAUUUUAAUAAAAUUA
Messenger RNA from Pararge aegeria (speckled wood butterfly), 8654 nucleotides. RefSeq names its product protein lap4 (gene scrib). Bases 159 to 6770 code for a protein of 2203 amino acids. The record is from RefSeq and is a predicted model, not a curated record. Gene Ontology annotation, molecular function: protein binding. The transcript has 35 exons. Gene Ontology annotation, cellular component: postsynaptic membrane; postsynaptic density; adherens junction. NCBI's taxonomy places the organism in Eukaryota, Metazoa, Arthropoda, Insecta, Lepidoptera, Nymphalidae. Gene Ontology annotation, biological process: neurotransmitter receptor transport postsynaptic membrane to endosome; neurotransmitter receptor transport, endosome to postsynaptic membrane.